AUGGCUCAGACUCGCACCGACUAUGACAUGUUGCAACCGAUGAUGCCCAGCAUCACCCCGGCUACUUCCUACAGGCGCAGAGACAUCCUGCCUAGCGCUCCCGGCCGCCCCGCAGCUCUCGCCACUGGUGCUGCAAACAACACCUUCAUCCCCACCAAGGAUGCCGAUGGCAAGUUCCCUUGCCCGCACUGCACCAAGACGUACCUGCAAACCAAGCACUUGAAACGUCAUCUCCUGCGUCACACUGGCGACCGCCCUUACAUGUGUGUUCUCUGCCGCGACACUUUUUCUCGUAGUGAUAUCCUGAAGCGCCACUUUACAAAGUGCUCCAUCCGGAGAGGAAACCCCACCGGAGCUUCCCAUCUUUCUCACCCUCAGGCGUACGUCAAGAAGAAUGCGCAGGCCCACAAUGCUCAAAGCAUGCCUAAUAACAGCAACAUGAGCUUCCACAAUGAUAUGCCCAGUGGCGGCAUGCAGCACCUCUUUGGCAUGUUUCAGGUCCCAAUGGACAUGGACUGCAUGUCUGGCGCGACCGACGUCAACUCUACUGACAGACAAAACAUGCACGACAAUGAAAGCUUCUCCGAUAUGCUCAAAAAUAACAACUCUGUCCAGUUCAGCUUCGACUGGGCAUAG
This is a messenger RNA of Akanthomyces muscarius, 636 nucleotides long. RefSeq lists its product as uncharacterized. The coding region runs from base 1 to 636 and encodes 211 amino acids. Gene Ontology annotation, molecular function: RNA polymerase II cis-regulatory region sequence-specific DNA binding; DNA-binding transcription factor activity, RNA polymerase II-specific. Gene Ontology annotation, biological process: regulation of transcription by RNA polymerase II. The record is from RefSeq and is a predicted model, not a curated record. The transcript is spliced from 2 exons. Lineage: Eukaryota; Fungi; Ascomycota; Sordariomycetes; Hypocreales; Cordycipitaceae. Gene Ontology annotation, cellular component: chromatin.